Ciona intestinalis (vase tunicate) is the source of this 657-nucleotide messenger RNA. The record is from RefSeq and is a predicted model, not a curated record. NCBI's taxonomy places the organism in Eukaryota, Metazoa, Chordata, Ascidiacea, Phlebobranchia, Cionidae.
AAUAUUAACGUGUUUUACAGCUUACACCGUUGUCUGUUACUAUAUAUAGGAUUAUUGUAAAAUGCCGCGAGGACGACGAAGCUCACCGUCUCCAAUGAGAAGGCCAGCCCCCGAACGAAGCUAUCGCCCCCCACCCCCCACAAGACAACCAGCUCCUGCCCCCCCUACACAGAUGGCGGCCCCAGCCUCCCAGGGACCAGGUAUGAUGGGACAAAUCGCUGGCACAGCAGCUGGGGUGGCCAUAGGGUCAGUGGUUGGUCAUGGAGUCAGUAGUGCUUUGUUUGGUGGGCAUGGUAGUAGCGAAAGCAAACCAGAUGUGACAUACCAGGAACAACAACCACAACAGUUUCAACAACAACCACAAGUGUGUAGUUGGGAACUACAACAAUUUCUUGCUUGUGCGCAAAACCAAGGCGAUAUUUCACUUUGUGAAGGGUUUAACGACGCGCUUAAACAAUGUAAAAGGAACUAUGGCGUUGCAUAAAGUUUGACUCGAAAUUGCUCUUGUAUUAUAACAAUUUCACAUAAUUAUUUUUCUUUGGUGUUCUUAAGAGAUUGGCCAUGUACUUCUGUACAAAUGGAAUAAAAUAACAAAUUUUGCCAAACUAUAAUGGAAAUUGUAUUACUCACGGUUUUGAAAUAAAUGUAUCUUGAAUA